Procambarus clarkii (red swamp crayfish) is the source of this 528-nucleotide messenger RNA. RefSeq lists its product as uncharacterized. NCBI's taxonomy places the organism in Eukaryota, Metazoa, Arthropoda, Malacostraca, Decapoda, Cambaridae. The record is from RefSeq and is a predicted model, not a curated record.
AUGGCUGCUCCCAUGGUGGUGCUCAAGAUGGCUGCUCCCAUGGUGGUGCUCAAGAUGGCUGCUCCCAUGGUGGUGCUCAAGAUGGCUGCUCCCAUGGUGGUGCUCAAGAUGGCUGCUCCCAUGGUGGUGCUCAAGAUGGCUGCUCCCAUGGUGGUGCUCAAGAUGGCUGCUCCCAUGGUGGUGCUCAAGAUGGCUGCUCCCAUGGUGGUGCUCAAGAUGGCUGCUCCCAUGGUGGUGCUCAAGAUGCCUGCUCCCAUGGUGGUGCUCAAGAUGGUUGUUCCCAUGGUGGUGCUCAAGAUGGCUGCUCCCAUGGUGGUGCUCAAGAUGGCUGCUCCCAUGGUGGUGCUCAAGAUGGCUGCUCCCAUGGUGGUGCUCAAGAUGCCUGCUCCCAUGGUGGUGCUCAAGAUGCCUGCUUCCAUGGUGGUGCUCAAGAUGGCUGCUCCCAUGGUGGUGCUCAAGAUGGCUGCUCCCAUGGUGGUGCUCAAGAUGUCUGCUCCCAUGUGGUGCUCAAGAUGGCUGCUACCAUAG